AGCUCCAGGCUCACAGACUCGGACACCGGUCACUGGACAACACAGCAUCUCCUCUCGCCCCUCAAAAUAUCCCAAACUCCAAAGCCCAAAGCAUCGAUCAGAGCCGAUCAAAUAUAGUAGUAUUUGUUGAUCGAGCACUAGCUAGAGAAGUAUUCUCGUGUUGCUGUUAGCUUUGAUUUGCUGGAAAGAUGAGCCCCGAGGAGGGAGAGAGGCUCCUGUUCCCUUCCUUCGUCUUCCCGGACAGCUUCCCGGCCGACGACGCCACACCAGUCGUCUCCGGUGGAGAGCAGAAGAAGGCCGGCCGGCAGCGGCGGAGGAGGAGGGCGAGGCAGGCAGCGGCAGGCGAAGGCGCGGGAGGGGACGAUGCGGCGAAGAAACGCCGGCUGAGUGACGAGCAGGCGCAGUUCCUGGAGAUGAGCUUCAGGAAGGAACGUAAACUGGAGACGCCGCGCAAGGUGCAGCUCGCGGCGGAGCUUGGCCUGGACACCAAGCAGGUCGCGGUGUGGUUCCAGAACCGCCGCGCCCGCUACAAGAGCAAGCUCAUCGAGGAGGAGUUCUCCAAGCUCCGCGCCGCCCACGACGCCGUCGUCGUCCACAACUGCCGCCUCGAGGCCGAGCUGCUGAGGCUCAAGGAGAGGUUGGCGGAGACGGAGGAGGAGAAGAACAAGGCCAUGGCGGCGGCAGCGGCGACAGCGGGCGGCGGGGGUGGCAGCAGCCCGAGCUCUUCGUCGUUCUCGACGGUGACGGCAAUGGUAGGGGGGCAGCAGUUCGGGAUGGAGGAGGUGGAGACCGACCUCACCUACAUGAGCGAGUACGCCUACACCAACUACAUGAUGGACUUGGCGGCCGGCGGCUACCUCGGAGUCGGAGGGGUGUACGAUCAGUUCAGCUGAUCUGGAUAGAGGGGUGAAAGAACAGUGCUAGUAGUAGUUUACUAUGAUCAAUCAAUGUUAAUUAAUUAUUAAUCAACCGGGAUUGCGGGGUAAUCGUAUGCACGUACUAGCAGUAGUAGUAUUGGUGGUAGUUUCAAUGGGUCAUCAAUGGGUGGAUGCCCUAACGGAGAAUCUCAGUAGUAGUAUUUGCUAAGCUAGCCAUGUACAUUAUGAAUUGGUAAUCUUUGUAAGUAUAUUAUGUAUGGGUUAUCAUCAUGCAAGUGGUUUAUCGUGAACUGAA
Messenger RNA from Aegilops tauschii subsp. strangulata, 1173 nucleotides. Its product is annotated as homeobox-leucine zipper protein HOX12. Gene Ontology annotation, biological process: positive regulation of DNA-templated transcription. The record is from RefSeq and is a predicted model, not a curated record. Gene Ontology annotation, cellular component: nucleus. NCBI's taxonomy places the organism in Eukaryota, Viridiplantae, Streptophyta, Magnoliopsida, Poales, Poaceae. Gene Ontology annotation, molecular function: DNA-binding transcription factor activity, RNA polymerase II-specific; sequence-specific DNA binding.